Messenger RNA from Chrysochloris asiatica (Cape golden mole), 1529 nucleotides. RefSeq names its product endoplasmic reticulum protein 44 (gene ERP44). NCBI's taxonomy places the organism in Eukaryota, Metazoa, Chordata, Mammalia, Afrosoricida, Chrysochloridae. The transcript has 12 exons. The record is from RefSeq and is a predicted model, not a curated record. The coding region runs from base 189 to 1409 and encodes 406 amino acids.
AGGAUGUGCGGGGCCUCGCUGGAAGUUGUCCCGGUGUUCGCCGCUGGAGCUCCGGGUCGAGAGGACGAGGUGCAGCUGCUGGGAGAAUCCUCCGCUGCCGCCGGCUCCCGGAGCCCAGCCCUUUCCCAGCCCAACCCAGCCCCAGCUACAAGCACCUGUCCCUGCCGCGGACCCCAACGCUGCCUACCAUGAAACCUGCCGUCUUCCUAUCCUUACCCGACCUCAGAUGCUCCUUGCUGCUCCUGGUAACUUGGGUUUUUACUCCUGUAACAACUGAAAUAACAAGUCUUGAUUCAGAAAAUAUAGAUGAUAUUUUAAACAAUGCUGAUGUUGCUUUAGUAAAUUUUUAUGCUGACUGGUGUCGUUUCAGCCAAAUGUUGCAUCCAAUUUUUGAGGAAGCUUCAAACGUUAUUAAGGAAGAAUACCCCAGUGAGAAUCAAAUCGUGUUUGCCAGAGUUGAUUGUGAUCAGCACUCUGAUAUAGCCCAGAGAUAUAGGAUAAGCAAAUACCCAACCCUGAAAUUGUUUCGUAAUGGAAUGAUGAUGAAGAGAGAAUACAGGGGUCAGCGGUCAGUGAAAGCACUUGCAGAUUACAUCAGACAACAAAAAAGCGACCCAAUUCAAGAACUUCACAGCUUAGAAGAAGUCACCACUAUUGAUCGCAGCAAGAUAAGUAUCAUUGGAUAUUUCGAGCAAAAGGAUUCAAGCAACUAUAGAGUUUUUGAAAGAGUAGCGAGUAUUUUGCAUGAUGACUGUGCUUUCUUUUCUGCGUUUGGGUCUGUUUCUAAACCAGAAAGAUACAGUGGAGACAACAUAAUCUACAAACCACCAGUGCUUUCUGCUCCAGAUAUGGUUUACUUGGGAUCUAUGGCAAAUUUUGAUGUAACUUUCAACUGGAUUCAAGAUAAAUGUGUUCCUCUUGUCCGAGAAAUAACAUUUGAAAAUGGAGAGGAAUUGACAGAAGAAGGACUGCCUUUUCUCAUACUCUUCCACAUGAAAGAGGAUACAGAAAGUUUAGAAAUAUUCCAGAAUGAAGUAGCCCGGCAAUUAAUAAGUGAAAAAGGUACAAUAAACUUUUUACAUGCUGACUGUGACAAAUUUAGACAUCCUCUUCUGCACAUACAGAAGACUCCAGCAGAUUGUCCUGUCAUCGCUAUCGACAGCUUCAGGCAUAUGUAUGUGUUUGGAGACUUCAAGGAUGUGCUAGUUCCUGGAAAACUCAGACAGUUCAUAUUUGACUUGCAUUCUGGAAAACUGCACAGAGAAUUCCAUCAUGGGCCUGAUCCAACCGAUAUCGCCCCAGGACAGGAAUCCCAAGAUGUAGCCAGCAGUCCACCUGAGAGCUCCUUCCAGAAGCUAGCACCCAGCGAAUAUAGGUACACUUUACUGAGGGAUCGAGAUGAGCUUUAAAAACUGGAUAAACAAUUGGCAAGCCUUUGAAACAGCAACAUCAACUUAUGUGGUGGAAAUAGUAAACCUAUAUUUUCAUAAUUCUGUGUAUUUUUAUUUUGAAUAAACUGAAAGAAGUUU